UUUUGGGUCAGUGAUUUUGGGGAGAGAGGGAGAGAGAGAGAGAGAGAGAGGGAGAGAGAGUCAUCAAGAACACUUGAGAGGAGUGAUGGAGAGUGUGAGGAGGAGGAAGAAGAAGAUGAUGUCGGUGUUCUUGAUAGUGCUUGAAGUCUGCAUUCUGGGCUGUACAUUCACUUCCAUCAAUGCUGAUACAGAUCCGUCUGACGCUGCUGCUUUACAGGAGAUGUAUAGCUAUCUAAACCAACCUUCUCAACUGACUCAAUGGAGUGCCAGUGGUGGCGAUCCAUGUGGACAGUCGUGGAAAGGCAUUACUUGCUCGGGCUCCAGGGUCACUGAAAUUAAAUUACCAGGUCUUAGCCUCUCUGGGUUGGUUGGUUACAAGCUCCAAAGCAUGACAUCAGUGACAAAUCUAGAUCUCAGCAAUAACAAUCUUGGAGGACAGCUACCUUAUCAAAUUCCUCUAAAUGUGCAAAGAUUAAACCUUGCUAAUAAUAACUUUAAUGGGCAAAUCCCGUGGUCUAUUGCUCAACUGACCUCUCUUAAGUACCUAAACCUUGGCCACAAUCAGCUGCAAGGUUCAUUGAACGAUAUGUUUGGACAGCUUUCUUCCCUCGCCACCCUUGAUGUCUCUUUUAAUCAAUUAUCCGGUAAUCUGCCUCAAAGUAUUAGUUCCCUCUCAAGCAUGACAACCAUGUACUUGCAAAACAAUCAAUUCACUGGGGAUAUAAAUGUCCUUGCCAAUCUUCCACUCGAAACUCUGAACGUCGCAAACAACCAAUUUACAGGAUGGAUACCAGCGCAGCUGAAAAAUAUUGAUCUCCAGAAAGGUGGUAACUCUUGGAGCUCAGGCCCUGCACCCCCACCUCCACCUGGUACACCUCCAGCCAGCAAACCGAACCACAAUAAGAACUCUGGCUCUGGAAACAGCCCAUCAAAUGGCGAUUCUGGCAGUGGAAGCAAGAAAUCGGGAAUAGGCGGCGGCGGCGUAGCUGGAAUAGUCAUAUCGAUUCUUCUUGUUGGGGCAGUCGUGGCAUUCUUUGUUGUGAGGAGAAGAUCUCAAAGAAGGCCGGCCUCAGAUGUGGAAAAGCUUGAUAAUCAACCCUUUGCUCCCCUUGCUUCCAGUGAAGUGCAAGAAAUGAAGUCCUUUCAGACAACCUCCAUAAUGAACACAAAAUUCGAUCCGCCACCGCCAGCCUCAAUAAAUCUCAAGCCGCCGCCUAUUGAUCGUCACAAGUCAUUCGAUGAUGAGGAUUUUGCAAAGAAGCCUAUUCCUGUCAAAAAAGCUAUUAAAGUUCCUACGAACUUAACUUCAUAUUCAAUAGCAGACUUGCAGAUGGCUACAGGUAGCUUCAGUGUUGAUAACCUUCUUGGUGAGGGGUCGUUUGGACGUGUUUAUCGGGCUCAAUUUGAUGAUGCGAAGGUUCUUGCCGUGAAGAAACUAGAUUCAACUGCCCUUCCCAACGAACUAUCUGAAGAAUUCCUGGAGAUAGUUUCAAACAUGUCCCAAAUGCAUCAUCCGAAUGUGACAGAUUUGGUGGGUUAUUGCGCGGAGCUUGGGCAACAUCUUUUGAUAUAUGAGUUCCAUAAAAGUGGGUCUUUACAUGAGUUCUUGCAUCUAUCGGAUGAAGAUAGCAAGCCAUUGACAUGGAAUACUCGCGUCAAGAUUGCUUUGGGAACGGCACGUGCAUUAGAGUACCUGCAUGAGGUUUGCUCUCCUUCCAUAGUUCAUAAGAACAUCAAGUCCGCAAACAUCCUGUUGGAUGUGGAGCUCAAUCCUCAUCUCUCGGAUUGCGGAUUAGCAACCUUCCUCCCUAACGCUGAACAGAUACUGAGCCAAAAUGUGGGGUCAGGAUACAGUGCUCCGGAGGUUGCAAUGUCGGGUCAAUAUACUCUAAAGAGUGAUGUCUACGGUUUUGGAGUAGUCAUGUUGGAGCUCCUCACUGGACGUCAACCCUUUGAUAGCUCGAGGGGAAGAUCUGAACAAUCCUUAGUUCGAUGGGCUACGCCUCAGCUCCACGACAUCGAUGCUUUGGCUAAAAUGGUUGAUCCAGCCCUCAAGGGGCUUUACCCAGUGAAAUCCCUCUCCAGAUUUGCAGAUGUCAUCGCUCUUUGCGUGCAGGCGGAGCCAGAGUUCCGACCACCGAUGUCCGAGGUGGUGCAAGCAUUGGUUCGAUUAGUCCAACGGGCGAACAUGAGCAAGAGAACCUUCGGGAACGAGCAGAGGGCAUCCCAAAGACCCGAUGACGUGGACGCCUACGAAAACACAUCCUAGAAGACCCAGUUGGCUACGAAAACACAUCCUAGAAGACCCAGUUGGAUCCAUUCGACGAUGAUCGUGACCGUCUAUGCUCCGAGUGUUCAUGUUCAGACCCUUUUCUUGCAAAGGGAUCUCUUUCACCUUGUUCAGUUUUUUCUUCCGAGUUAAAAAUUUACUGUGGAUGUACCGCUUGAAACAAGAAAUUAGCUUGGUACACUUUAGCUUGUUAAUAUUCCAUCCCAUGGUCGAGCUCCAGUUCUUGCUCUGUUGUCUUUAUUGGUUGGCCUGUGCCAAUAAAUCGGUAUUCAAGAUUUGGGUUGAACCUUGAA
Molecule: messenger RNA, 2583 nt
Organism: Syzygium oleosum
Lineage: Eukaryota; Viridiplantae; Streptophyta; Magnoliopsida; Myrtales; Myrtaceae
Product: protein STRUBBELIG-RECEPTOR FAMILY 6
Exons: 16
Coding region: 86-2269 (727 amino acids)
Biological process (GO): protein phosphorylation
Molecular function (GO): ATP binding; protein binding; protein kinase activity
Source: RefSeq, a predicted model, not a curated record